Cynara cardunculus var. scolymus (artichoke) is the source of this 3056-nucleotide messenger RNA. RefSeq lists its product as uncharacterized. Lineage: Eukaryota; Viridiplantae; Streptophyta; Magnoliopsida; Asterales; Asteraceae. The coding region runs from base 302 to 2857 and encodes 851 amino acids. The transcript is spliced from 9 exons. The record is from RefSeq and is a predicted model, not a curated record.
AGACAUACAUACAUACACUCUUUUGCCUUUGCCUUUGCUUUCCCUUGCUUUUCGUUUUUGGGUUGGGUUUUUCUGCCACAACUUCCUCUUCAUCGAUUCCUCAAUUCGCUUUCUCUUUUUCUUUUUUGUUUUUGCUUGUAUGGCGAAAGGAUUUUCUAGGGUUCGGUUUUUAUCAUCGGAUUGAAACAGGAUACAAAGCUUCACAGACAGGUUUUGAUUUCGUUUCUGAAUUGUUUUCCUCCAUUGCUGGUGAUGGAUCUCGAUUCGAUUUGUUAGGUAUUCAUGUUCAGUUGUAUCCCUCAUGAUACAAACUACGAUUUUGAUCAUAUGUUUGAUCAGAUUCAGGUUGGGUUUUGGGGGGUGUAGGGUUACUGAGAAGAUGACCGAUUUUCAACAGCAACUGCCACAGAAGCCUGAUGCCUGUUCCGAUUUCGAGACUGGUGGUUCCGAUUUCGAGAGAGGAUUUCAUGACUUAAUGAGGGGGCAAUUGGAUGAUUGUAUGUCAUUUGCAUCCUGUAGCUCCCCGCGUACCACCGAGGAUGACGACGAUACUGACGGUGGUGAUCAGCUUAUGCGGCGGCGGAGGAGGUCCGAUCUUGAGGGUGAUGAUCUCGCCGAGUCUUCUGCUGCUAGAAGACGUCACUCCCGGAUUCUCAGCCGAUGGGCCGCCAGGCAAGCACAGGAGAUGAUCACCACCAUUGAGAGGAGGAAUCGUGAGUCUGAAUUAAUGGCGCUUGCAGGUUUGCAUACUGUUUCCAUGUUAGAUUCUUCAUUCUUGAGGGAAUCCCCAUCUCCUUCCCCUCCCUCCAGGAGGCAGGGGAAUGUCGAGAGGCCGAGCACCCGGGCAUCGUCCAUUCUGCAGAUGUGGCGAGAAUUGGAAGACGAGCAUGUCUUGAAUCGUGCCCGCGAAAGAGUGAGAGUGAGACUCCGACAGCAGAGGAGUGUAGACUCCAAUACGAAUAUUUCGACCACCACCGAAGGCCGAGAAGAUGUUACAGAGAGUGAGAACGACUAUGGAACUUGGUCUCAUGAUCAAAUGGAACCACGAAACGAGCGUCGAGACCAUGACGGCUCUAGCCAUGAGCAAACUCCUGAUAUCGGUGAGGUAGAGAGGGAGAGGGUGAGGCACAUUGUUCAGGGAUGGAGGGAAACUGGUGUCGCUGAUCACUCACCCGGUGUUGCGCAGAGGAGUAAUGGUCCACGAGCAGAGUGGCUUGGUGAAACCGAGCGUGAAAGAGUGAGGAUCGUGAGGGAAUGGGUACAAAUGACUAGUCAGCAGAGAGGAAGUCGUGGCGGUCGAAGGGAAGAUCAAAGUGAACAGAAUCGUGAAAGGAUUGGUGAUGAAGGGCAGCCAGAGCAUAUUCAAAGGGACAUGCUGAGGCUGCGUGGUAGACAAGCUCUACUUGACCUACUUAUGAGGGUCGAGAGAGAACGGCAGAGGGAACUUGAGGGUUUGACAGAGUAUCGUGCGGUUUCUGAUUUUGCUCAUCGCAACCGCAUUCAGUCAUUACUGAGAGGCAGAUUCUUACGAAAUGAAAGGCCUGUAGAGGAGGAGAGGCCUUCUUCUGUUGCAGCAAGCGAGUUGGUCCAGUUGAGACAACGUCACACUGUCUCUGGUCUGAGGGAAGGGUUCCGGUCCAGAUCAGAGAACAUUGUUCAUGGUCAAGAGACCGAACAUGAAAACCAAGAGCAGUCGCAACUGUGGGUUGAGGACAUCGAUGUUCACCAGGUCAGUGAUCACACAGGAAGCUUGGAAAGUGUUGCAGCUGUUCAAAGUACAAAUCAAGAAGCAGAUAUUGAUGAAGGAGAGGAGUGGCAAGACCAGGUUGUUGAAGUCGAGAGAGGAGAGUGGCAGCAGGAAAGCUAUAACGAGUUCAACGAAUGGAGAGAUGGGACUUCAGAAGAUGUUGGUCGGAAUUGGCAAGAAAAUUCAGGUACCGACUGGCCCCAGGAAACUUCAGCAACCGGUGGAGAAGGUGCACAUAUGCAUGGAACUAAUGAGGUUUGGCAUGAAGAUGUCUCACGGGAAGCGGUUGAAAAUUGGUCAGAGGGACCUUCCGAUCCACCAAGAAUGCUGCAUUCUGUUCCCGUUAGGAGAGUGAAUAGGUUUCACCCACCCGACGAUGACAAUGUGUACAGCAUGGAACUCAGGGAACUUUUGAGCAGGAGAAGUGUUUCUAAUCUUCUUCGUAGUGGUUUCCGUGAGAGUUUGGACCAGUUGAUUCAAUCAUAUGUCAACAGACAAGGUCGUGCUCCCAUUGAUUGGGAUCUUCACCGCAACUUGCCGACCCCUGCUUCACUGGAGGGUGACCAGGAGCAGCACAGGGAUGAACAGACAGAGAAUCAGCGGGAUGCCAUUGGUAGACCUUCACUGGUUCUACCAUCUCCGCCAGUACCCCCACCACAACCAAUGUGGCAUCAUUUGCCUUAUUCUAGUUGGUCACGCCACAGCAUGCAUCGGUCUGAACUUGAGUGGGAGAUGAUUAAUGAUUUGAGGGCAGAUAUGGCGAGACUGCAACAAGGCAUGACCCACAUGCAGAGGAUGCUCGAGGCCUGCAUGGACAUGCAACUAGAGCUGCAACGGUCUGUAAGACAGGAAGUUUCUGCAGCUUUGAAUCGAUCAGGGGGUGAACAAGGUAUUGCUGCAGAAACCUCAGAAGAUGGAUCAAAAUGGGGUCAAGUUAGGAAAGGAACCUGUUGUGUUUGUUGUGAUAGCCAGAUUGAUUCGUUGUUGUACAGGUGUGGGCACAUGUGUACCUGUUCAAAAUGUGCAAAUGAGUUGGUUCGUGGAGGAGGGAAAUGUCCGUUGUGCCGGGCACCAAUUGUGGAGGUCAUCCGAGCUUACUCCAUACUGUAAACAGAUUACGAACUGACUGACCGAGGAAGAACAUUUACUCGAGUCUCAAGUUCUUCACAUGUAGAGUGCGUCAUAUUUGCCUCACUGUUUUUCUGAUUAUAUGCUGAAUGAUUACUACGCAUUGUAUAAUCCGAAUAACAAUUGGCUCAUUUCAUUCCUUCAUUGCUGCAUAAUAAAAUUCUACAGAGUUUUCUUCGCA